Linum trigynum is the source of this 2284-nucleotide messenger RNA. The record is from the annotation of a GenBank genome assembly. NCBI's taxonomy places the organism in Eukaryota, Viridiplantae, Streptophyta, Magnoliopsida, Malpighiales, Linaceae.
GCGUAGAAUUAAAGCGUAAAAGCGUAAGUUUUUGACGCAUGCCCUAAAAUAACUAAAAAUAUGUUAAGUACGACAUAUACAAUGUAAAAUAUGAGUGCACGGAAUUUAGUAAUAAGUACCUGCAAUUCAUGCCUAAAGCAGAGCAACUUAUAGCCUCUUAAUAAUAAGUUCAUAAACAUAAAUCUUAAGAAUAAUCCACCUUCCCCUUUAUACUAAUGAAUUUGGGAAGAGCCUAGUUGGUGAAAUUGAUUACUCUAUUGAAGCUGAGAAUGCAUCCAAGUACCUGGUAUGUAUCUUUCAAUCUCAAAUGUAUCAUAUUGUUGGUAAUUUACCAUUAAAGUAUACUUUUUAUAAUUAAUAUCAUGAAAAGAAUACCCAUUUAGUGAAUUAAAAGCAUAAAAGCGUAAAGCGUAUUAGUGAACUAGAAACGUAAAAGCGUAAGUUUUUAAGCUUUAAAACGUAAUUUAGUCCGAUUUUGUACACUAAAGUUUUUAUGUGGAAACGAAAGCGUUUUGUUGACCUAGAAGCGUAAAACCGUAAGUUUUUAAGUUUUAAAGCGCGAUUUUAACUGCAUUGGUUGACAUGAGCCACCCGUACUUGAUAGAGCUAAGAAGGUGGCCAAUAUUUGAAAAGGAAGUGAGGUUCUUGGGAACAGUCUUGGAUUGGACCCCACUGGAAACUCGACUUCACUCAAUUUCAAGGCCUUCACUAUGGAGAUAUCAUGAGAGAGUUUGUAGUGCACUCACAAUGGCGCCAGCUUCUCCAGUUGGAAGACGACAUCUACACGGAGCUGUGUGUAGAGUUCUUUAGCACAUUCUGCAUCCUGAGGGAAACGAACCUGCUGGGGUAACCGACUUGCUCCGUUUGUUUUUGCUUGGGAGGUGUGCCUCGAAGACUGUCUUUUAACUAGUUUACUGAUGCAAUUGGAUUCCCCGAGAGGUCAGAAGCAGAGUGGGAGGCGGAUGCCCUCAAAUAUUUCGACGCACAAUCCGCUUUCAAGAAUUUUUGCCUCCCGGAAAUGUGCCAAACCCAAUUUGUUCCAUCCUGCACUUCGGCAUCUACGCUCAAGCCGCAAUGGCAUGUCAUCAACACACUCCUUGCUCAUUUUCUUAACCUAAGCUACAUGUGCGCGAAAGAUCAAAGUGAGAGCAUUGCUAGCAUUCACCUCCAUGGGGGACCCAUCCAAUCAACUUCACCUUGGCUCGGUUCUGGCAACCUCAUUCAGUAGGGCCAUUAGUGGCAGUCGAUGCUACAUCACAUCAAUGGGCCCCUUCAUCACCCACUUGGCUCGACACUUCAAUGUCAACCUCGAGUGUUGCAAAAAGGAAGGGCGCUCCACGGGAUUUGGAAGGACACCUUAAGAGCCAUGAAGUUGCUUCGAGUCUUCGGACCAUUUCGCUUUAUUGAGGGACUCUCCCUCCCACCAAGAGUUCCUCCCCUAGAGCAGCCACCCACCAGAGCUCCCGGCCCCCGCCGGUGUACCACACCACCACCAUCAUCAGUUGCAUCAUCAUCAUCCGGGGUCGGACACUCUACCUUUGUACCCCACCUCGAGGAACGAGUGGAUCUCCUCGAGGCACAUUAUGUGGGAGUCACUACUCGGCUUGACCAAACCACCGAUCUCAUAGAAAGGAUGACUCGACGUUAGGGCGUCCUUUCGGACGUCGAGGAGUGAUCUUGCCCAAGACGAGGUAGCCGUCGUAGGAGACAUGUGGCAGAGCCGAUUUCUUUCGCCCCACUUCUCCACUUUCAAACUCUAAACUCUUUUUAUUUUUAUAUCCUUAAUUAGUGUGUGAACUAGUACUUUGUGAGUUCUUUAUUUUGAAUCAUAUUGUGAAACUUUGUUAUGUGUAAUAACCUCGCCUAGAGCGAGAAUGUACGCGUGUUUGUGUUUUGUUUUGUUUUUCCUUUGAAGCACAAACAUCUUACCCCAAAUAAUUAUCCAACUUUCAUUCACCAAGCCAUGCGGUAACAUCGUUCUACCCCUUAUUUUACGCCAUUGAGGGCAAUGUCGAGCUUAAGUGUGAGGGGUAGUUUAUUAUUAUGCUUGUGUGUGUGAUUGAAUGCUUGGAGCCUUGAUGGAUGCCCAAACUUGAAAAUUUUGAGGGCUCCAAGCAAUGCACGAUCAAAAUGGUCGGUUGGUGGGUGAAUCUCGUGCUUAUUUGGCAUCGAUCUUGAAUUGUUGCAUGAAAUCGAGUGCAUCCUAUUAUGAUGACUGAAAAUGCAUUAGGGUUGUGCAAAAGCUUAGUUCACAUGUGUGCUUAAAUGAAUGGAUGUCUUGACU